AUGUUGGACGGCUUCGAGAUCAUCACCACGUCGGGGAUCGUCCUCUGGCGACGGCACUUUACGCGCCUCCCAUCGAGUCUCAUCAACGGCCUGAUCAACGACAUUAUCGAGGAGCGGCAGAAGCCCGCCGCAGCUACCCACAAUGCCUACAACAAGGACAAGCACACCCUGCGAUACACGACUGCCAGUGAUGUUGGUCUGAUCUUCGUAGCUGUCUAUCAGUCCCUCCUCCACCUCUCAUGGGUCGACAACCUCUUGACGGCAGUCAAAGGCGUCUUCGUCAAGCGAUAUGGAGAUCAGCUCAAGCAACCUUAUACGACCUCUCCCGACACCAGCGCAUUCGACCAGGCCUUCGAUGAGGUUCUUAGAAAGCUUGACACAGGCAGUACACGGAGAGCGAGCGGCAAUUCCGACGACAGAGUCGAAUUCACACCGCCGUCGAGCUCGGCUUCUGCGACUGAUGAUGACCCUCCCCCUCCUCCAGUUCCGCAGUUCAAGAGGCCUACAACGCAGGACACCACGACAGAUGAUACUACGAGCACAGAUGUUACACCAGUCGCGACACCAGAUACCUCACGGCCGUCAACACCUCUCAAUGCGUCGUCGCAUCUACUGACUGGCAAGGCUCGGCAGUCUAGAAGAGCGAGGAAAGCUGGGAACACAAGUUUUGCCACCUCGGCACCAGCCUCAUCGGGAGACGAGAGCUCUGGGCGGGUCGUGAAGAAGCCUGGUGCGAAGCAAAAGCGGAGAUGGGACACAGACGGAAGUGCGAUUGAAGGGGAUGACGACGUUGUUCUCGACUACAGCGCGACCGACCCUGGCGCCAGUACACAUAAUGGAGCAUUUGAGGAAGUUAAUGCGACGGAGAUGGGUAGCCGGACUGGCAAAGGACAGUUCGUCCUGAAAGACUUGGAUGAUGAGGUGGACGCCAUUCUCGCCGAAGCCAAGCAAAACAAACAGGCGGCUGCAGAUACGAGUGGCGGGGAUGAUGCUGGUCUCUUGGGGACGGCGACAAGUAAAAUAUCAUCACUUUUCCGCAACGUGGUGGGAGGCAAGACAUUGUCAAGACAGGACAUUCAGCAGCCCAUGCAAGGUGUGAGGACUCUUCUCCUGGAGAAGAACGUAGCGCUUGAGGCAGCGGACAGGCUAUGCUCAACGGUGGAAACCGACCUCCUGAAUCAAAAGACAGCCUCCUUCACAUCGAUCGACAAGACUAUUCGCGAGAGCAUGACCAAGGCACUGACACGGAUACUGACACCCACGUCGAGCACUGAUUUGCUGAGAGAAAUCGCAAAUACGACUGGAUCCUCGAAGCCGAGACCCUACGUUAUCAGCAUUGUAGGGGUCAAUGGGGUCGGUAAGAGUACGAAUCUCUCGAAGAUCGCCUACUUCCUGCUCCAAAACAAGUAUCGAGUGCUCGUAGUCGCCGCAGACACCUUCCGCAGCGGCGCGGUCGAACAACUCCGGGUACACGUACGCAACCUAACAGAGCUCUCACAACGCGAGAAUGUCGGCUCAAUCGAGCUAUUCGAGAAAGGCUACGGUAAGGACGCAGCGGUGGUGGCACGGGACGCCGUCUCCUACGCCACGAACGGAAACAAGGGCAACGGUAACAUGCUCUUCGACGUCGUCCUCAUCGACACAGCGGGGAGACGACACAACGACGCCCGUCUGAUGAGCAGCCUGACGAAGUUCGGCCAACUCGCCAACCCCGACAAGAUCUUCAUGGUGGGCGAGGCGCUCGUCGGCACCGAUUCCGUCGCGCAGGCGAGAAACUUCGCCAAGGAGUUUGUGGAUACCAAGGGACACAUGAGAAACGGCGGCGUGGGGAUGGACGGCUUCAUCAUCUCGAAAUGUGACACGGUCGGCGAUAUGGUGGGCACGUUGGUCAGUAUGGUCCAUGCGACGGGGAUCCCGGUGGUGUUUUUGGGGGUCGGGCAGCAUUAUGGGGAUCUGAGGGGGCUCAAUGUUGACUGGGCGGUGAGGAAGCUUAUGAAGUAG
Messenger RNA from Zasmidium cellare ATCC 36951, 2001 nucleotides. RefSeq lists its product as uncharacterized. Gene Ontology annotation, molecular function: signal recognition particle binding; GTP binding; ATP hydrolysis activity. Gene Ontology annotation, biological process: SRP-dependent cotranslational protein targeting to membrane. The transcript has a single exon. The record is from RefSeq and is a predicted model, not a curated record. Bases 1 to 2001 code for a protein of 666 amino acids. Lineage: Eukaryota; Fungi; Ascomycota; Dothideomycetes; Mycosphaerellales; Mycosphaerellaceae. Gene Ontology annotation, cellular component: endoplasmic reticulum membrane; signal recognition particle receptor complex.